Messenger RNA from Rhododendron vialii, 3558 nucleotides. RefSeq names its product pentatricopeptide repeat-containing protein At1g15510, chloroplastic. Gene Ontology annotation, biological process: RNA modification. The transcript has a single exon. Bases 185 to 2812 code for a protein of 875 amino acids. NCBI's taxonomy places the organism in Eukaryota, Viridiplantae, Streptophyta, Magnoliopsida, Ericales, Ericaceae. The record is from RefSeq and is a predicted model, not a curated record. Gene Ontology annotation, molecular function: zinc ion binding; RNA binding; protein binding.
AUUACAUCCUCGCGUGUUGGAAAACGGGAGGUUGACUUUGAAUAUAAACUCCCGUGUUCAAAACGCGAGUUUAUAGCAACAGCAACGACGUCGUCCUGGUACGGAUUAGAUCACCCUAUCACAGACAGCCGUUAAAACACUUCAAUCUCUCACCAGAAUCCAACACGCUCUCUACCCACCGAAAAUGGCGGUCACAGCUAAAACCCCACAAAACCCUAGUAGACACCCACACCUUCCCAAUAUCCUCCCCUCGAAAACCCACAAACUCAAAAGCUUAAAAAAAUUCCCCCACCUCCUCAAAACCCACCAAUUCUCUUUACGCAAACCCCACGAAGCCGUCGUCCUCAGCACCGCCAGCACCAUCGACACCAGAGACCCCAACUCACUCAUACGCCACCUAUGCCUCCACGGCCAGCUCAGACAAGCCCUAAAACACCUGGAAUCCGUACAAGAGCUUCGAAUUCCCGUCGAGGAAGAAACUUACAUCGCCCUCGUAAGUCACUGCGAGUGGCAGCGGGAGGGAGAGUUGGGGUUCCGAGUGUACACUUGUGUGCUGAGUGAGCAUGCCUGGUUCGGUAUCCGGCUCGGGAACGCCUUGUUGCGCAUGUUUGUGAAGGUGAGGAACUUGGUUGACGCGUGGUUUGUGUUUGGAAAGAUGGAGGAGAGGAAUGUGUUCUCCUGGAAUGUUCUUGUGGGUGGGUACGCAAAAGGCGGGUACUUUGACGAGGCUUUGAAUUUGUAUCAUAGGAUGUUGUGGGCCGGGGUUAAGCCCGACGUGUAUACGUUUCCCUGCAUUCUGAGGACUUGUGGAGGUGUUCCGGAUUUGGGGAGGGGGAGAGAGGUUCAUGUUCACGUGAUUAGACAUGGGUUUGGGUGUGAGGUUGAUGUGGUUAACGCUUUGAUUACUAUGUAUGUGAAAUGUGGAGAUGUGGGGAGUGCGCGGUUGGUAUUCGAUGGAAUGACCAAGAGGGACAGGAUUUCGUGGAACGCUAUGAUUUCGGGGUACUUUGAGAAUGGCAUGUGUAGGGAAGGGCUGGAGUUGUUCUUUACAAUGCGUGAGGUUUCUGUUGUUCCGGAUCUGAUGACCAUGACUAGUGUGAUCUCUGCGUGCGAGCUUCUUGGUGACGGGAGAUUAGGGAGGGUAGUUCACGGUUAUGUAGCAAGAACAGAGUUCGGGGUUGAUGUUUCGGUGGGUAAUUCCUUAAUCAAGUUGUAUUCGAGUGUUGGAUAUUUGGAGGAAGCAGAAAUGGUUUUUUCUCGAAUGGAGUAUAAAGAUGUGGUAUCAUGGACGGCCAUGAUUUCAGGUUAUGAGGAGAAUGGAUUGCCUAAAAAAGCUGUGGAGACUUACAUUAGGAUGGAACUGGAAGGUGUCAAGCCGGAUGAGGUUGCCAUAGUCAGUGUUCUAUCAGCCUGUGCUUCGUUAGGUUUUCUUGACAUGGGUAUUAAGUUGCACGAGCUUGCCAAGAGGACAGGACUAGUGUCGUAUAUUAUCGUUGCAAAUGCUCUCAUUGAUUUGUAUUCCAAGUGUAAAUGCAUAGAUAAGGCAUUAGAAGUCUUCCUACGGAUUCCUCGUAAGGAUGUGAUAUCUUGGACGUCCAUCAUUAUUGGGCUCCGGAUCAACAAUCGGAGUCUUGAGGCUUUGGCUUUCUUUAGGCAAAUGAAACUCAGUCUCAACCCCAAUUAUGUAACCUUGGUCUCUGCCCUCUCUGCAUGUGGUAGGAUAGGAGCUUUGAUGUGUGGAAAAGAGAUCCAUGCCCAUUCCCUGAGAAUUGGAUCAGGGGUUGAUGGGAUCUUACCUAAUGCUAUCCUAGACAUGUAUGUAAGGUGUGGAAGUAUGGGACCUGCGUCGAACCUAUUUAACACGCACGAAAAAGACAUAUUCUCGUGGAAUAUUCUUCUUAUGGGCUAUGCCCAACAGGGACAAGGUCUACUUGCAGCUGAGCUAUUCGAUAAAAUGACUAAGUCAGGGGUUGAACCGGAGGAGAUAACGUUCAUUAACCUUUUACGUGCAUGUAGUAGGUCUGGUAUGGUAACCGAAGGGUUGGAGUACUUUUACCGCAUGAAACAUAAGUACUGCAUUGUCCCAAAUUUGAAGCAUUAUGCUUGUGUGGUGGAUUUACUUGGUCGUGCGGGACAGCUGAAUGAUGCUUAUGAAUUUAUUCAGCAAAUGCCUACGGACCCAGAUCUGGCUAUUUGGGGAGCUUUAUUAAAUUCAUGUAGGAUUCACCGGCAGUCGGAACUUGGGGAAAUUGCUGCUCAGCAUAUAUUAGAAAUGGAUGAAUUAAGUGUUGGUUACUAUACUCUCUUGUGUAACUUCUAUGGUGGUGAUGGUAGAUGGGAUGAAGUUGCGAGAUUUAGAAAGAUGAUGAGAGAUAAAGGGCUAACUGUUGAUCCUGCUUGCAGUUGGGUGGAAAUCAAGGGAACGGUCCAUGCUUUCCUUAGUGGCGAUGAUUCCCACCCUCAGAUACAGAAAAUAAAUGUAGUUUUAGAGGGAUUUUAUGAAAAAAUGAAGGAAACUGGUGGUGUUGGAACAAAAAGCAGUUCUAGAAAUGGGGUUGAAGAUUCAAAAGCUGAGGUUUUUUGUGGACACAGUGAGAGAAAGGCGAUUGUGUUUGGGCUCAUAAAUACGGUUCCUGGGAUGCCCAUUUCGGUUACGAAAAAUCUAUACAUGUGUGAGAGCUGUCAUAAUACAGUCAAAUUUAUCUCUAAGGUAGUCCGAAGAGAGAUUUCUGUUAGGGACACUGGAAAUUUCCAUAAUUUCAAGGAUGGAGUCUGCUCUUGUGGAGAUGAAGGUUACUGGGGAAAGACUUGAAUGAUGAAACGGAACAAAAGCUGCUUUUAACUUAUCAUGCAUACUGAUUCUCAAGAAAAACAAUCCAUGGUUGUGGGCAGAGUGUUCUUAUAACCCCUCGGCUCAAUCUUAACCAACACGAAACAGGAGAGCUGCUUUUCCAUUUUCUUACUUUGGCGCCCACUGAUUGGCAAAAUAUGAUUGGAAUCUUGCGGCAUAGUGCUAUUUGAAACUUAGCCAGCUGGAAACUCUGCUCCAUGAGAUUGAGCUAGUGAAGACGUAACAACAGAAGCAGGAGAGGGUUUAACUUUUAAGUGGAACAAUGGCACGAUAAAGGACAGCCAUUUGUGAAGUUUGGGUUCAGUCACGUGGUUUUCCGUUCAUGUAUGCAUCUAGAAAGAUUGCAUUCUUGGACUUCCCGACGUGGGAGGAAUUGAACAAAACUGUAAUCAACUGGGGAAACAAAACUGUAAUCAGCUGGGGCUAGCUCAGUUAAUCAAAAUCUUGUUCUGCUAUGGGAGUUCAUGCGUUCAAGUCUUGCCAUGGGUAAGAUUUUCUAUCCCAAAUCUACAGCGUCCUAAUGUACCAAUAAAACCCGGAACAAUGUAACUACUAGCUAGAUAUGCUAUUCUGAUGUGCCACACUGCCUCUGUCUUUCAUAAAAUUUUGUAAACUUCUGGCCGGAAAAUUUAGUGUUGAAAUUAGCUUGUAUGGGCAAACUGGUGCAAACUCAGUGUUUAUAAGAUCAGUUUUGUACUUUGAACAAA